Messenger RNA from Cutaneotrichosporon oleaginosum, 2946 nucleotides. RefSeq lists its product as uncharacterized. Gene Ontology annotation, molecular function: nucleic acid binding. Lineage: Eukaryota; Fungi; Basidiomycota; Tremellomycetes; Trichosporonales; Trichosporonaceae. The record is from RefSeq and is a predicted model, not a curated record.
UGUCCGUCCACCUCGCCAUUGCUCUCAACGCUCGCGUUGCACUCGCAUCUGAUCCCCUUUCACAUUCUCCCACUCUCUCGCUCUCGGCCUCUUCUCGCUCCGCGCCAACCUUUCCGCUUCCACGUCGCGCCGCCGCCCCCCUCGCACCCCACAUCCGCACUUUAAGCCGGCGAUCGCCCAGUUCGAUCACUCAUCGUCUCGACUCUCGUUCCACCAGCUGAGCGCCGUAACGAGCGACAUUAUCGCACCCAGCCAGCGAGCCAGCGAUCAGAUCGCGACCCGAUCCAGCACCGCACCGCGCCUUCAAUCGCGGACGGCGUGUCACCUUCCUCUGUUCUCCCGCGCUUCAAUACCACCUCGCAGGAUCGUAUCCGCCCCGCGCUAGACACGCUGCCUCUUCUGGCGGCGCAGCAUGAUGGCCACCACGGCCUCGGCUGUCCAGGGAUCGAGCGCCUCGCCGCCUCCCAAUCACCACCUCACGCCCCGCCUUGCAGCCAUGAGAGUCCACCCUCCCCUAGACUUGGACGAGCUAGAUGACCCGGGGCGCCAUAUGGUCCACUGUCAUUUCGAGAACUGCGACGACAGCUCGAGCCAGCACUUUGUGGACCGUUGUGCUCGUUCACCCAGCCCCGCGCUCACGGUCUCGAAUGGCCGCACCACUCCUCCCAGUGUCACUGACUCCUUGGCUCCGUCAAGUAGCGCACUCGCCUCACCUCGCCCCACCACAAUCUCCACCUCCAGUCCCCCACUACCGGGAGGAUCCGCGGCGGUCAACCCACCCCCAGCGGAAAUGGGCCUGUGCUCGCUCAAAGACGAGGAAGAGCUCAAGAUCGCUUUGACGACCAAGGAGCGCCUCAGCGUCCUCAUCAUUGGCAAGGAGAUUGAGGCUUUCAUUGGGCGAGUUCACCGCGGUGAACAUACUUCGAGUGUUCAGUCGAGUCAGCCAUCCACAUCCACCUCGCCUCUCGACCAGCUUGGGCCAAGCAAGAAGCUUGACUUUGCAGCUCACAGCAAGUACCUGCGGAGGAUCGUUUAUAAGCUUGCGGCGUGGUACGGCCUGCGCGCGGUCGUGGGAGAGAAGCAUUCAAUGGUGGUAGGAGUCGACGGCGUACUGGAUCCUCAGUCGACAACUUUGCAGAUUGCCAAGCUGGUACCCGAGACCGCAGAAGUACCAACGCAACAGUUCCGCAUCAUGCAGCGCGACACAUUAAGUGUCACCGACGAGGAUGGGGGAUCUAGGGCGACUUCCGUCUCAGCAGACGAUAACACCGAUUCGCCUGGGCAUCGGCGGACGCUUGAAGAGCGCGAAAUCGCGUACAAGGAGGCGAAGAAGAGGAUUUAUGGCGGCGACGGCGACUUGGAAGAGGACAGCAUGUCGACAGCAGCCAGUCAGCCCAGGUCACGCCAGGCAUCGCGCUAUGGGGAUGGCGAUGACGAGUUCGACAUACCAAGGCGGACGCUGCAGUCGGAGCGUGAGAUUGUCUACGGAUCAUUGUCUCACCCAACACCUGAGAGGUCAUCUGUCCCUCCAGUCAGCCCUGGGUCGCACGGCGGCCCCCCAGCCUUCAACCAGCCUUACGCCGACGGCUACCAGGGUAUGCAGCAGGCGUACAUGGGCUACCAGAUGGGCCCAGACCUCAGCCGGCAGAUGGGACCGUAUCCUAACCAGCAGUUUUCCGGCCCAAUGCCCCUCGGCGGUUAUGGCCCACCAUGGCAACCGCAGCCCAUGCCAGGUCAGAUGCAGAUGAUGGGCAUGAUGCCUCAUGGGGCACAGGGCUGGUAUCCUCCAGACAUGGGCGUGCCCUCCCAGCAAGCGCACAACAUGAUGUCCAUGAUGCCCAUUCCCCAGGGACUGCCCAUGCCGUACGCGCCACCAAUGUCGAAUGGUCAUCCACAGCAGGUCCAGCAAGGCCGAUCAUAUGGUCCACCGUUGGCUCACCCUAUGCCGAUGCGGGCCGGCCUGGAUCCACUCAGCUCUACCGCCUCAUCUAUCUCCUCGCGCUCGUACCAGGACGUCCACUCGCGGCCGCACUCGCGCGGCUCAACAACAAGUACGCGCAGUGCAGCAAGCAGCGUCCGCCUUGGGAGUAUGUAUCCGUCUGGCCAGCAGUCCUACGGCUACCGCCAGAAGGCGGUCAAGCCCAGCCAGGGCAGUUUCUCGUCGUCUAUUGGGAGGCCGACAAUUGACACACGGCGCAGCGGGCGACAGAGUCCAGCCUCAACUACUUCGUCGCGCUCGUCACGGCGCGCAUCAUCAAUACAGAUCCAGCAGCCCCAACCCGGGCAGCAUCCAUUGCCCCCGCGGCCUGAUUGGGCUGCCAAUAACGUGCCCUACCACCCGUCGUCCGCACCACAUCCUGGAGCUGAGCCGAGCACGAGCGACUUCCCGCCUCUGCACCGUGGGGCUCAGGCGCCGGCGUUUAGGGCCGAGCCCAUGCAGAUCGAGAAAGUCAAAAUGCGGCCGUCUCCCGCUGGCACUGCAUGGAAUGGAAGUGGAAGUGAAGGGAAUCGGAACGACCAGCACACCUACGGCUCAACAGUAUACAAUGAGCCCAGCCAUGUCCAGCUCAAUCCCUUCCCGGAUCAUGGCGGGUCGCACCCAGAUAUGACGACACCUCAGCAAAUGUCGCCUGUGGCCUCUGAAGUCGCGGUGUCGAUCCUGCGGAACCCUACGAAGGCUCCGAUGCCCGUCCCUCCUGUCCUGGUCCCCGAUAUCGACCCGGACUUCCCGCGCCGCAUGCCGCCGUCGUCUCGCACGCCGUCGCUGUACGACCCCUCAGCGCCUGUGCCCUCGUCGCGCCCUGUGCGCCACUCGCCGGCGCCGAGCCCGUCUCAUGCACCAGCGGUGGCGGAGCACUCCAUGUCGCCCAGCGCUCCCAGUGCUCCACAGCCCCGCCACCCGCCAAGCUACGCCAAGAUCGUGCGUCGCGACUAGACAUCUAUACA